AUGAGUGACCAUUUCUCAAGCUCUUCUCUGUGGGAACAAUGCUUCCAAGAAUCGAUACUGACGGAUGACUUGGCCAUACCUUGUCCCGAAUUUUCCGAUGCAACUAUAGUGUCAGCUACUAAUUUCGAUAUAAGCGAAACCCUAUACACCCCUAAGUAUAGUUUAGCGCUUUCGAGUAACAGCCAAGAAAACUCAAGUUCAUCAGCGGGAAGUGAUUUGAAGCCGAGAACUAGUCCGGUGACUCCAAAACGGAGGCGAUCCAGAGCUUCGAAGCUAACUCCGACGACUUUUCUGAAUGCCCACAUAACAAAUUUCCGAGCCCUGGUGCAGAAACACACUGGUAGCAGCCACACUGAGAAAGGGCCAAUCACUUUGUGUUUUGGAUCCUCAUCUUCAGCGACUACUGAUCAUCAGCAGAUCAAUGGUCUGAUUCCCACAACAAAUAAUUCAUUGGAGGUCGUUUCUGGCUGGAGUUAUCAAGCACAAGAUCAGCAAUACUUUUACGAUAACCAGCAUCAACAGUUCCAAGGCCAAGACCCAUUUUCAAUAUGA
Messenger RNA from Fraxinus pennsylvanica, 552 nucleotides. Lineage: Eukaryota; Viridiplantae; Streptophyta; Magnoliopsida; Lamiales; Oleaceae. The record is from the annotation of a GenBank genome assembly.